Messenger RNA from Mesorhabditis spiculigera, 984 nucleotides. Lineage: Eukaryota; Metazoa; Nematoda; Chromadorea; Rhabditida; Rhabditidae. The record is from the annotation of a GenBank genome assembly.
AUGCUUCAAUCCGGCGACCCCGUCCAAAUCCAGGGCUGCAGCCACAAAUUGCGUUACCUUCAAACGUCCACAGGCAAUUCGGAUCUCGAUUCACUGCUCGGCGGGGCGCUUCCGAAUACGGCAGUUUGUGUGGUCGAUGAGUUAAAUACAAGAUGCUACGGCGACGUGCUGCUUCGAUAUUUCGCUUCGGAAGGCGCCCACAAUGGUCACGACGUGCUGGCCGCCGGUCCGGGCUCGGAAGACUUAUUCAAGAGACUGCCGAAGCGAAUAGAGGCGGAAUCUAAGGACAUGAAAUCGGCUUUCCCGGAUGAGGGCCUGAAAAUCGCCUGGCGAUAUCAGACGGUGGACCAGAAGUCGACUAAUGUAGGAGCCCCGAAAACCCGCUACGACCUGGCCAACAACCUCGAGAAGCCCGAGUUUUCCGGAAGUCGUCUUUCCCACAUUGCCGAAAUGGACUACGAAGCGGCGCUGGCGAAAAUACAACAAGAAUUGGCAAAGGAGGAGUAUAGCAAGGAAAUCAAGGGCUCGAAAAAGCGAUUUCUGCGAGUCGUUCUCAGCAAUUUGGGCUCGCCACUUUGGUCGAAUUUGGAGCUUUUGCCGCGGUUCCUCGCUGAUUUACGAUUUGCUUGCCGACACUCGUACGCCGUCGUGAUGGCCACGAUAGAUUCGGGCGCUAUUCAGAAAGACCUACUACGAACGAUCACCGCGCUGUCGGAUGCGAUGUUCCAGUUGGCGCCAAUCGAGGAGAACCAGCGAAAAGCGCUCGGGCUAUCGGACAAGACGCACGGCUAUUUUAAGAUAAUUCGACUGCCUUGCCUGCACACGACGCUCGCCUUCAAGCCCGCCGCCACCGAUCUGACGUUCGAGCUGCAUCGGAGGCACUUUGAUAUUAAGGUUCUCCACCUCCCGCCCGCCUUCGAGGACUACUCCACGACAAAGGAGCCGCCGAAGGGAGGCUCGUGCUCCGCUGGACUGUCCGCUUUC